This is a messenger RNA of Cutaneotrichosporon oleaginosum, 7984 nucleotides long. RefSeq lists its product as uncharacterized. The record is from RefSeq and is a predicted model, not a curated record. NCBI's taxonomy places the organism in Eukaryota, Fungi, Basidiomycota, Tremellomycetes, Trichosporonales, Trichosporonaceae. Gene Ontology annotation, cellular component: small-subunit processome; 90S preribosome; nucleolus.
CUUCACACAACUAACCAUUGCUCGACGCAGGCAGCAGCCUUCGAGAUAGAGCAUCAUGGCUGAACCACCAGCAAAGCGUUUCCGCUAUGAGACGUAUACACAGAAGCUCGGCCACAUCUCCGUGGAUGUGGGGCGGCGCAAGGGACUCGACUGGGAGAAGGACCCCGAGGAACUUCCCCUCCUCGCUGAGAUGGCUCGCCUCGAGCUCCAGGACCUGACAACGGGAUACCAGGACCUGGCGCGCGCGCUGCACCCGCUUACGCGGACACUGCCACUCAUUCUCCUCAACCUGGAGCCCAUCACGGAGCAUUUCAGCGCUUUCUUCUCGAAGCUCAAGAACGGCGAGACUCACGAACACUCGGGCCUUGGCUCCGCGCUGCUCCUCGUGCAGGCGCUCUACGCUACGGUGCUCAGCGCCGGGGUGCCGCAUUUCGCGACGACAACGAAGGAUCUGGUGCGCGUCGGCGCACUACGGGCCCUCGAGCCGAAGCUGGUUGAGGCUACAUACUCAACUCUUUCGCGCUCAUUGAGCAGCGUCGCGCCGUCACUUACGCGCGCGGAGAACACGGCCCACUUGCGCGCCGCCUGGGCAGCCGUCCGGCCCUACCUCGGCCCCGCGAACAAGGGCUACGUCCGCAAGGCGCUGGCGGAGGCGUGGGCUGCUCUGCUCCGCAAGGCGCGCAAUGAAGCCCUUAACCAUCUCACUCGUGUGCUCCUUGAGGAGCCAACGCCGGGUAUUGAGGCCGUCUGGGCCAAUGCCAUGAAGGGCACCAAGACUCAUCUCCACUCUCCAUCUAUCACCAUUUAUACGAUCCUUCUUGAUGACCUCGCCACCAACACUACCGAGGAGCAGAUUGCGACAAUGCGGCAUGUCACGAUCGCCCUCGUGCACCACUGCUCGUCUUCCGAGACGGCACCUCUGAUUCAGGCUGUAGUUUCGCGCCUUGACCUGGUCGACCACAAUGCUGCAACUAGCUCCAAGGCCAAGUCGACCGCGAACUUCACCACCUCUACUGCUUUCCUCGAUGUUCUUGCCACUUUCCUUUUCACUCGCAAGGGCAAGCGCUUCCCUUCGGCCGAGCUCAAGCCCACCAUGCUCAAGCUCCAGUCUCUGGUCGCGCACAUUAAGGACGUCGCGGCGGACUCUGAGGGUCUCGCGGACGAGGCGCGCGCCGAGCGUAACCGCUGGCGCAAAGCUUUGGUAGCGUGUAUCGUCGGGACGCUGAACUCGGGCAAGCUGGCACAGUGGCUUAACCCCGGCGUCGGGCUCAUCGACGCUCUGUGGCAGGCGCUGCCGACCGCCGAGUUGUCCGCCUUCGUUAACAUGUGCGUUGCCUUCAAGUGGGCUGGUAUCGAGCAGUUCCUGCUCGCACACAUCGCGCGGACUGCACUCAGCGGGUUGGAGAAGGACCCGCUGUCCACCCUCGUGCUGCUGAACAACAUUGCUGGCGCAGGCUUCCUCGCAGGCGGACUCUCCAACGUUCAGGGCGGCAAGUGGCGGCAGGCCCUCGUCAAGGCGCUGGCGAAGACACUCGCGUCGCUUGGCGAGUUCGACACCCAGGAGCGCCGCAUCCUCGGUCAGGUCCUCGAGCUUAUCCCAUACCUCGCCGGCGAGAGCAAGCAUUUCUCUGAGCACCUUGUAUCAAUUCUGGCCGGAUUCUUAGAGAAUCCCGAGUCGGCGGCGAAGAACUGGCAAGAGGGAGGUGCGUGGAACGACACCCACGUUAUCGGACGCCUCCUGUCCUCCAUGUUCCAACUUGCGCUCCGCGGCCCUGCCGCCGUACAGGAGCAGUUCAAGGCGUACAUCAUCGACAACGACAUCUUGAACGUACUUGUCCGGCACUGGCACUGGAGCCGCGAGGUGCUGGUUCAGGUCGCAGACUUUGCAGAGCACUGGCCUGAGGCGCCUAAACAGGACGGCAUUCACGUUCUUCUCCCCAAUCUUAUGUCCGCUGACUCUGCCCUCCGUCUCUCUUCUCUGCGUAUUCUCGCUGUGGCCAGCGAGGACCCGGCCAUCUGGAAUCAGUGCAAGGCGAUUGAGCAGGCGGAGAUAUCGCUGAAGAACACACGCGACCGCACAACACAGAUCGCGCGUCUUAGCCGCCAGCUCGCCGCGCUUUCUGACUCCGACAAGGCCGCCGCGCCGACUAAGUGGGCGAUCAACUACCUUAUCGUGCAGCUCAAGGUCAACUUCCGCCCCGUGUGGGCUGAAACUGUGACCGCUCUCACUUCACUGGUCGGCUCUCACGCCGAGUCAAUCUGGACGACGGUUUGGGGCGAGCUGCAGAAGACGAUCGUCGCCGGGGAGGCCGUUAUGCCUGAUCUUGAGGUUCUUUACCCCGACUGGACGAGGCAGAAGGCCAUCCAGGAGGAGGUUGAGGAUGACUCGGAAGAGAGCGCCGAGUUCCGUUGCCACGGUCUGUUGCGUGCGCGCAAUAAUGUCCUUCGCGCAUGGCAGGAGACGAACGAUACAGCAAACCUCGACGUGGUGGAAGUUACCUAUCAAAUCUCCAAGGAUCGCCUGGAUGUGCUCAACUACGAGGCGCAGCUGCUUGCCGUGCUUAUUGCCAACCCUGGUCUCGCUGAAAAACACACUCGAGUGGUCGUCCCCGUCGUGCUUGCCGUCACAGGGGCGUCCGAGGACGAAGUGACCGUUGCCUCCGGGCAUCUCUCAACGCGCAAGCGGCAGGAGCGCACCAUCAACUUCCUCGAGCUCUGUGCCAAAUUCGUCAACCCGAAGGCGGCGUAUCGCUCUAUUGAGCUGCACACGCUUUACCUUACUCUCCUGUCCAAGGGCGAGUCCAAGGUGCAGAGCGUGGCGCUCAAGUGCCUCAUGACAUACAAGUCGCCCAACCUUGUGCCAUAUCGUGAACGCAUGUUCAAUCUCCUCGAGGACGCCAAGUUCCGCGACGAGCUUGUCCACCUCGACCUCAGCGUUGACUCGGAGGUCAUCGAGCCCUCGCACCGUCCCGAGUUCAUUGACGCCGCCAUCCGCCUGUUGUACGGCAUCAUGAUGUCGCGCAAGGCACGUAGCAGCACUGCGCAAGGCCAGGGCGCGCGCAAGCAGGCUGUUCUCACCGCGCUGAGUGGAUGCAGCUCCGACGAGCUGAAGACUCUUGUCGACCUCAUGCUCGAGCCGUUCGGCCAGGUCGAAGAAAUCUCGCCGAUGGCCCUGGAGACCACAACACUUAUCGCCCCCGGCCGCCAGCAACUUGGUUACCUCACCUUCCUGUACGACGUCUUGCGGUACCUCGCCCCGCAGACGGCGCCGCAUUGGCCGCGCCUCAUUAGCACAACGAUUGUGCUCGUGCGUCAGGCGCAGGCCGGCAUUGAUGCCGAGAAGGUUGGAGAAGCGGAGGAAGAGGUCGACGAGGACGAGGAGGAGGUUGAGGCCGAGGACAAGGGUGCCGUGCCCCUCCGCACCGUCCGGUCGACGGGUCUCAAGCGCCUCGUUCAGUUCCUCCGCUCCACCGUGUUGGACUUCGACUUCUCUCCCUACCUCCCCGUGCUGUUCUCAGCUGUCAUUUCGCCUCGUCUUGCUCUCCUCGAGGUCGAGAACACUCAGGCGCCCUCUGGCACCCUUGACCUCAUCGCGGCGCUGGCGAGCUCACCCGAAACGGCCAAGAGCCUCGUGCAGUACGACGACCGUACGCUGCCCAAGACGUUUGCAUGCAUGACCGCCGUCAAGGUCAAGCCUGCUGUUGUGGGACGCGUGUUCGACGUUAUCGACUCGCUGCUCAUCGACGACGAGCCCGAGAUCAUCACAGACGUGCUUAUGCCCCACAUCCGCCCGCUUCUCGAUAACAUCAUCGGCCUUGUCGAGACCCUCCGCUCCUCCGCCAACGAGGAUAUCAUGCGCCGCCUGCUGGCCAUUCUGACGCGCCUUUCGUCUAUCGUGUCCGAUGGCAAGCAGGCGCAGCAGCUCGCGGCCCUUCUGGCUCCAAUGCUCCGCCAGCCUGGUCGCCAGGUGCCCGAGAAGGCCAAGGUCAACAUCCUACUCACAUUGCAGAAGCUGUACGCCAUAUCGCCUGACUUCGCCGACCCGUCGUCGGCCUUCUUCCACCAGAGCUACAACAUGAUCUCGAACUUGUUCCAGACGCUGCACUUCCCAGCGUCGCGUCGCGCCCUCGUUUCUGCCUUCAAUACGUUCGGCGAGGCAGACGCUUCGCUCGCCCGUUCUGUCGCUCUCGUUGCGGACCUGAACGCGUACCGCGCAAAGCGGAUGGACGAGCCCGACUUCGACAAGCGCCUCGAGGCGUUUGCGCAGCUCAACGACGCUCCGACAAGCGAGCUGCCUCAGAACGCACGCGAGUGGCUUCCAAUCCUCCGCAGCUCGCUCAGCUUCAUCCAGGACCCAGAGGAGUUGUCGAUUCGCACGAAUGCCUCUGGCGUGUUGCAGCGCUUCGCCAAGAUCAUCGGCGAGGCCAGCGAGGGCCCACUCGUCGACCAGCUCAAGACGGUCGUACUCCCCUCCCUCCGCCGCAUCCUGCUUUCCAAGGUGGAGCUUGUGCGCAACGAGGCGCUCCUUGUUUUCGCGGCUGCUGUGAGGGAGUGUCCCGGCGUGCCAGCGCUCGCUGAGAUGCGCCCUCUCCUCGGCGACGACGAUGAGACCAACAUUUUCGUCAACUUGGGUCACAUCCAGGUGCAUCGUCGCGCGCGUGCGAUCCGUCGUCUGCGUGACAUCGUGUCGGAGGGUGGCAUUCGCGAGGCGUCCAUCUCGAGCAUUUUCCUUGUCGUGCUGGAGCACAUCCUGACCGGCUCAACGGAUGUCACCGACCACCACCUCGUCAAUGAGGCCAUCACCGCCGUCGGCGGUCUUGCCGGACAACUCCGUUGGUCGCGCUACAACGCGCUGAUCAACCGCUUCCUCAAGUUGGGCACGCCGCAGACCAACCAGCAGAAGUUCUACAUCCGUGCGGUCACCGCGUGCCUGGAUAACUUCCACUUUGACCUGAAGGGCGGCGCCAAGGUUGGCGAGACCGAGAAGGAAGAGGAGGACACUGCGGUCGAGGCUAUCGAGGUCGAGACCGAGGUUGACGCCAACGGCCAAGCCGGUGAGGCUGAGCUGUCGGAGGAGGCCCAGGCUCAGGCCACGGAGAAGAUCACAAACGUCGUCCUCACACGUUUGCUUCCAAACCUGUCCAAGUUUGUCGCGCAGAAGGGCGAGACGGAGGAUACCGUGCGCAUUCCCGUCGCCCUCGGAAUCGUCAAGCUUGCGGCUGCGCUUCCGGACGAGACGUCGUCAAACGAAAUCCUGCGCACUGUCACGACGGUCGCCCAAAUUCUACGCAGCAAGGACCAGGACACCCGCGACAUUGCACGCGACACCGUUGGCAAGAUCGCCGUUUUCCUUGGCCCGACGUGGCUGGUCCGUGUCAUCAAGGAGCUGCGUACCGCGCUGCAGCGCGGCCCGCAGAAGCACACGCUGGCCAUUACAGUGCACUCGAUUCUCGUACACGCCACGACUGAGGCGGGCGACCGGUUCGCUAACCUCGAUGAGGCGGUCUCGGACGCGGUUGAGGUCGCCGCCGAGGUCAUCUGGGGUGAGAGCGGCAAAGAUGUUGCCACCGAGGGCUUCAAGACGAAGAUGCGUGAAGUGCGCGGCGCGCUGUCUCGUGGUAACGACACAUUCCAACUUGUCUCGCGUCUGGUGUCGCCUUCCAAAAUUGCGGCUGUGCUCGCGCCCGUGCGUGAGAUCAUGCACGUCUCUCAGGCGGUCAAGACGAUGGCCCAGGUCGACGAGGUGUUGCGCCGUAUCGCGCUUGGUCUCAACUCGAACACAUUCGUCGGGCCUCAGGACAUCCUCAGCUUGUGCUAUUCGCUUAUCAAUGGCAAUUCGGCGUACCUUCGCCCGAAGCGUAAGGCGCCCAAGUCUGCCGUCAACGACCGUUUCACAGUGCAGAUGAAGCGGGACAUGAAGGAGGACGAGGACGUGUACCCACAGAAUGCGCACAAAUUCGUCACCUUCGGUCUUGACCUGUUUGUCACGGCCUUCCGCCGUGGCAAGUUUGACUUUGACGACAUCAAUAUUCUUUCGCGCCUCGGGCCGCUCGUCAACGCCAUUGGAAACACCCUGUACUCGCCGGAGGCGGGUAUCCUCACACUGGGCCUGAAGGCCACAGCAGCGGUGGCUAAGUGCCCGGUCCCGCAGGUGGACGAGGCCCUUCCCGCAUUUGUGAACAAUAUCUUCAAGAUCAUCAAGAACGCUGGCGGCACCGCUGAAAGCGAGGUUGCUCAGACCGCACUCAAGACGCUCGCCGUCCUCAUCCGCGACUGCAAGGCGACCAGCAUUUCGGAUGCUCAGCUCCGCUACCUUAUCGAGGUGGCCUCGCCGGAUCUGGAGGACCACGAGCGCCAGUCAUGCCUAUUCACGGUCCUUCGCGCCGUGGUCGCGCGCCGCUUCGUUGUUCCAGAGAUCUACGACCUCAUGGAGCGCGUCAGCAGCAUCAUGGUCACGAGCCAGAGCACGCACGUGCAGGAGAUGUGCCGCGGCGUGCUCAUGCAGUUCCUCCUCGACUACCCGCAGGGCAAGGGCCGUCUCAAGCAGCAGAUGACCUUCCUCGCGCGCAACCUGGACUAUGUUUUCGAGAGCGGUCGCAUCUCCGUCAUGGAGGUUCUUUCCGCCAUCUUCACCAAGUUCUCGCCCGAGCUGAUCGAGGCAUACGCAGAUAUGUUCUUCGUCGCUCUCGUCGGCGUGCUCGCCAACGAUGACGCGGAGAAGUGUCGUAACAUGGCUGGCGCGCUGCUCCAGCAGCUGUAUCGCGCUCUUCACGAGGACAAGCAAGCGCAUAUGCUGGGCGUGCUCCAGGGUUGGAUCGCGGUUAAGGAGGAACAGCCUGCCCUGGCCGCCUCUUCGCUGGCAGUAUACGGUCUCCUCUGCGAAGCGGAAGACAGCGAGGGCGAGCUCACACGUGGCCUCCCUGCUCUAAUCACGCCCGUCCUCGAGGACGGCGCGGCCAACCUCGCCCGCGCUGAGGCGAGUGACAUUGAGCUCGAGCUCGACCACGCCGUCCCGCACCAGGCCCUCGCGCUCGUCGCCAAGGCACUCAAGGCGCGCCCUGCGUCUGCUCGCGAGAUGCCGUGGGAUGCGAUUACCGCCCACCUCCUCUUCCCACACGAAUGGGUGCGCUUCGGCUCCGCACGUGCUCUUGCCGUUUUGCUCGCGGCCGACGCGGACGCACUGGACGCCGAUGCCGCGCUCGACGUCGCACGCAAGUCCUGCAUUCUCCUGGGCGGGAGCAAGAGCGAGACUGGUGCUGAUGUCGUCGUGGACGCCAAGCUCGCCGACCAGCUCGUCAAGCUCCUGUGGAACAUCAGCAAGCACUGGGCCAAGACGGACAAGGCGAACAAGGGCGAAGCCAACGGCGCGGAUGCCGAGAUGGACGAGGACGAGGACGACGAAGGCGAGGGAGAGGAGGGCCCGAGCGAUGGCGAGCGCCCGCUGCACUGGCUCAUGUCGCGCAUGUCCUUCCUUGCGCGCCGUCUGAUCAUCCACCGCCCCGCGACGAACAGCGCGCUCCCCGGCCAGCCCCUCCCGUGGGUCGGGCCGGUGCAGUGCAUCCUCCGGUUCUUCGCAGGCACACUCGACGCGCUGAACCGCGCGCAGGCGCGUCAGUUCCUCCCGCACGUCCUGGGUCCCGUGUACCGCAUCACAGACGAAGGCGGCGACCUCGUGGGUCUCGUGGGGCCCGAAGGGCCCGGCGGCAACGGCGUGGCCGAGCUGCGCACGCUCGCGACCGAGGUGCGCGACUUCGUCUCGGCCAAGGUCGGGACAACGGCAUUCUCCAAGGCGUGGGAGGCGAUCCGGCGGCGGACGACCGCCAAACGUGGCGAGCGGCGGGAGAAGCGGCAGCGCAUGGCUGUCGCGGACCCGCGCGCGUGGGCGGCCCGGCAGGAGAAGCGUGGCGUCAACAAGAAGGCGAGCAAGAAGCGGAGGGCGGACGCAUUUAUGGACGUCAAGCGUGCGCGGCGCCGUCAGGAUUAG